Messenger RNA from Cololabis saira (Pacific saury), 2220 nucleotides. RefSeq names its product cyclin-Y-like protein 1. The transcript has 10 exons. Gene Ontology annotation, biological process: regulation of canonical Wnt signaling pathway; regulation of cyclin-dependent protein serine/threonine kinase activity. Gene Ontology annotation, cellular component: plasma membrane. Bases 623 to 1651 code for a protein of 342 amino acids. NCBI's taxonomy places the organism in Eukaryota, Metazoa, Chordata, Actinopteri, Beloniformes, Belonidae. Gene Ontology annotation, molecular function: cyclin-dependent protein serine/threonine kinase activator activity; protein kinase binding. The record is from RefSeq and is a predicted model, not a curated record.
UCCCUGUUGUAAAUGCGACGAGAUGAAAGCUAACGCUGGCUCUCUGCUUAACAGCCGACACCCUGCGGUUCCAUCGACAGCGCCCGGGGUCUUAUUCACCUGGUGAUAUUUUACCCCGGUAGGAGAGACUGACUUGUGGCUUGUGAGUGUUUAUCUGCAGCCACGAUGGAGGGAUUUGUGCAGGAGAAGCCAGGAAUGGAUUGAGGCGCGGAUGCUAGCAAUGGAGGAGGAGAGAGGAGCUGGUGACUUCGUCUGCUUCGGUCCCAAACCGUAAAAAAUGACUUGAUAUCACUUAAUUCCGAAAGUAUUCACCUGGAAUUGGUGUAAAAGUGUGCCGGUGUUAUGCUGGGCACCCGCCCUGGGAGUGUCUUAGUCUCACACACAUUCACUCACUCCACCUGGAGCCCAUUCAGCUUUUAAAUGUAUUAUACACACAUUAAAUAAUAAGUUGAAUCACUCAAAUGCAUGUUUACUGUUAUUAUCAAACUAAUUUAAGGUACAAUGGUAUUGUGAAACUCUGCCUAUCUGAGGUUUAGGGUGAGCUUUGGCCCUGCAGCCAGUCUAAAGGCUCCAUAGUUGUAUGGAGCAGCUGUGGGAGUAGCAGGUCACUGUAGGUCACAGCAUGGGAGGAUCCGUGUCCUGCUGCAUCUCUCCGUCAGAGAGCCCCAAGAUCACCAGGAGGCAGGUGGAGCUGGACGAGUGUCUCAUCACCACCACCGAGGACGUGAGCGAGGACACCGGCACCUACCUGCAGCACAUCAGCGACAGGGAGCUCCCUGAUGAACUGGCCCAGGAGGAAAAUCCAUCGGACCACCCCAGAGCCAGCACCCUCUUCCUGAACAAAUCCCAGACGGAUGUGCGCGAGAAAAGGAAAAGCAACUAUUUGAACCACCACACGUCCCCGGGGCCGCUGACCAAAAAGUACAGUUCCUGCUCCACCAUCUUCAUUGACGACAGCACAGUCAGUCAACCAAACCUCAAGAGCACCAUCAAAUGCGUUGCAUUGGCCAUAUACUAUCACAUAAAAAACAGAGAUUCCAACCGCUCGUUGGAGAUAUUCGAUGAGAAGAAGCACCCUCUGUCGAGAGACAAGAUCCCAGAGGACUAUUCAGUGGUGGACCCGGAGCACAAACUCAUCUACCGCUUCAUAAGGACGCUCUUCAGCUCCGCGCAGCUCACUGCUGAGUGCGCCAUCGUCACGCUGGUUUACCUGGAACGGCUGUUGACGUACGCUGAGAUGGACAUUUGUCCUUCUAACUGGAAGCGCAUCGUUCUCGGCGCCAUCUUGCUGGCCUCCAAGGUCUGGGACGAUCAGGCCGUGUGGAAUGUGGACUACUGCCAGAUCCUCAAAGACAUCGCCGUGGAGGACAUGAACGAGAUGGAGCGGCACUUCCUUGAGCUUCUGCAGUUCAACAUCAACGUCCCAGCCAGCGUCUACGCCAAGUAUUACUUUGAUCUGCGGUCGCUGGCUGAUGACAACAACCUCAGUUUCCCUCUGGAGCCGCUCAGCAACAAACGGGCCCAAAAACUGGAAGCCAUAUCCAGGCUGUGCGAGGACCGGUACAAGGACCUGGGUAAAUCUGCUGUGAGGAGAUCCGUCAGCGCAGACAACCUGGUGGGCGUCCGUCAGACCCAGGCUGUGCUGUCCUGAGGCUGGAGAAGCCAAGAAGGUGGUCACGUUCUUUUGUUUUUUUUAGAAACAAUUUAAAAGUAGAUCAAAAUCUUCAACUGGUGAGGUUUCAUUAUGAAAUGUUUAGAUGUUCAAUUUGGAUAUGAUGAAAUGACACAGUUUAGCAUCCAAUAACACUGUAAUAUCAUGAAUUAAGUAUGUGUCCAGUACAAAGAACUUCAUGUUUUUAUCUUCAAAACAUUGUAAUUUGGUGAUGAAUGUCGGAGGAGAAACGGGCAUGAAGAUGCUUCCCGGAGCCACUCCAGUCGAGGACCCAGCCGUCGUCUUUUCUCCACAUCAUGCAACCUCUUGUGGAAUAUAAUCCAGCUGUGGCCGUCUCUACAUCUGUAUUCACGUGACAAACUGUCUUGAACUACCCUGUGGCGUAGUUCUGCACACGGACAACGAGUAGAUUAUGUUUUGCUUACUAUGUAGGCUCCUAUAGCUGUGAAAUGUAUGAGACUUUAUUUAUGUCAAAUAAAUUUCACUUGCUGUUUAAAGUCGAGGCUGCUCAAGUGGGAACGUUUGUCCUGGUGUUUUUCUUUCAAGGU